CCUGUUUCUACUCAGGAAGUUCUGCCUGUGUUCACCUGGUUCUCUACACGCUGACCUCAGACCGACCCAGGACGGUUUUUCAGGGAAGUCCAUCUCCCAGUUAAUCCUCCAGUGGUCCCACUAGCCAGUUCAGUCUUAUCCAACCCAGACUGGGUCCAGACUGAGUGAGUCUGACUACGACUCACUGGGUCCAGAAGCGGUACCAGGACUUGGGACUGGGACCAGAAGCUUCUGGUCCAGCGUCUGUAGCAGACUGUGAUGGUUUGACUGGUUGAUUCUCUCUCAGCCGCUGGAUGUGAGCAGGCAUGAAGAAGGUGCUGGUGACCAGGUUCUCACGCUGUCUGCAGGCCAACCAAUCAGAGACGGAGUUGGGAGUGUGUGAGGAUUUGGUUCUUCUUCAAUAUUUGUUGGAACUUGAAAACGUUUGAAUUCUGCAAAAUUUAGCUUUUUUUUUUAUUUUAGAAACUGUGAAAAUGUGUGAUGUGAUUUAAAUUUUAUUCCAUGACGCGAGUCCAGAAUUCACCUGGAGGAUGUUCAGAAACCUGUUUCUACCCGUCCGACGCUCCACCCCGGAUCAUCACUGAUCAGAAAUCAAUAUUUCAUGGAUCAGAAGAGUGGGUGCUUUUGUUUUGAAAAGCCCCUGCCGGAAGUUACGGUGAUGUAGCGAACAGUUUCCGGUAGGUGCCAAACCGGAAGUCCACGUCCGUCUGCAGACAGAACGGUGGACGGACCGGUCAGGACUCGAGUGGAACUGUUCUAAACUCCGACCUAUUCCACCUGAGUUACACAAAAUGGCGGACGAGGCCACGCGCAAAGUCGUUUCGCAGAUUCCGCUCCUGAAGACGCACGCGGGGCCCCGGGAACGCGCGCUGUGGCCGCAGCGGCUGAAGGAGGAGUACCAGGCGCUGAUCCGGUUUGUGGAGCAGAACAAGGCGGACGAUAACGACUGGUUCCGCCUGGAGUCCAACGCGGACGGCACGCGCUGGACUGGCACGUGCUGGUUCAUCCACGAGCUGCUGCGCUACGAGUUCCGGUUGGACUUCGACAUCCCGGUGACGUACCCGGACACCGCGCCUGAGGUGGCGGUUCCGGAGCUGGACGGGAAGACGGCCAAGAUGUACCGCGGCGGGAAGAUCUGCCUCACCGAACACUUCGCUCCGCUUUGGGCGCGAAACUCGCCGCGCUUCGGUCUUGCGCACCUCAUGGCGCUCGGACUCGGUCCGUGGCUCGCGGUGGAGAUCCCGGACUUGAUCAGCAAGGGGCUCGUGGUCCACAAGGAACAGCGGCGCGAGGCGGCCGAGUGACGUAUCCAUCCAUCAGGAGAGUUGAUCACUGUCACGAGACUGAUAAUAAAUGUGGUGAUGACGUCAUAAGAUGCUUUUU
Melanotaenia boesemani (Boeseman's rainbowfish) is the source of this 1383-nucleotide messenger RNA. It is a transcript of the gene ufc1, whose product is annotated as ubiquitin-fold modifier conjugating enzyme 1. The transcript has 2 exons. Gene Ontology annotation, biological process: protein K69-linked ufmylation. Gene Ontology annotation, cellular component: cytoplasm. Bases 792 to 1304 code for a protein of 170 amino acids. Lineage: Eukaryota; Metazoa; Chordata; Actinopteri; Atheriniformes; Melanotaeniidae. The record is from RefSeq and is a predicted model, not a curated record. Gene Ontology annotation, molecular function: UFM1 conjugating enzyme activity.